This is a messenger RNA of Hydatigera taeniaeformis, 855 nucleotides long. Lineage: Eukaryota; Metazoa; Platyhelminthes; Cestoda; Cyclophyllidea; Taeniidae. The record is from the annotation of a GenBank genome assembly.
AUGUUAGUCUCGACACCAAGUCUCUCUACCGACAUAAACCGACACCCUCGCCUCAUCGUUUUCAACACGUUGGAUGGUCGUGUGGUGUUGCCGAUAUCUGGUUGUAACUACGCCUUCAUUGCCACUCAACUAAUCAUGCAAUUGUGGCGAAUCAAAUCCACGGAUCCAACGCUGCGGGGCACCCAAAUUGAUGGAACACCCAAGGUGCCGUCACUUGCCAUGCACCUCCGUCUUCCCAAAGACAACGUGAUUCUGAUCGCUGGCAUAGUCGAUGCAAAGGGUUUCACUCCCACUCUCCAACGUUCGUCAAUUAUAUUCGAAUGUGCCAACGCUGCUCAAUUGCUCCUUUGCAUUGUAGACCGUCAACUAGGGUGCACAUGGCAUGGCGUCGGGGCUAUCUUACUGAAGCGGGUAAGUAAAGCGAACGGCUUCAAUGCUCUCGAUGGUGCAUGCCUACAUUUGGAGCUCGUUGCUAACCGCCCUCUUCCUGACUCGCGUUGCGCUGACCGCCUCGCUAACCGCCGGUUCCGUGACCUCGAUCACAGUGCCUUAAACCCACCUCUUCCUUUACUCAGUUUGUGCAGCCACGACCUCCGUCGAGAGGCAAAUUCUACUUCCAAUUCCUCCGUCUCCCUCUCCCCCUGCCACACAACUGUCCGUCCAACUCCUCUUUCCGUUUCCUUGUUUAUUUCAGGUCCCACAGUUAGCAGAGUAAGUUGGUUCACUUUGACAUUGUUAAUCCGCAUUGCGCCUCCCUCCUGCACUCCACCCAACCUCACCGCUUGCCCCUCAAUCCGCGUCUGCACUCUCAAGUCCUUCCACCUUCUUGCAGUCAUCCGGCAUCCUCACUCUUGA